ACCCCAUCACGUUGGGUAGGAGGGGGACGUCCUGCGUAGUGACGGCGCUGCCCCGGUCCGGUGGUGGUGUGACGCAGGCUCGGUGGUGUCCGGUGAAGGUGACCGAUGACUAUCCUCCCGAAGAAGAAACCGCCUCCCCCCUCUGAUAAGGAGGACGGGGACCGGAGCGGCGCCGGUGGAGGGGACUCUCACUCCCGCUCCGGGGCACGGCCCCGCUCCUCGCCGCCCCCGCGCUGGGUUCAAGCUUCGCCGCCCCCCGGUACCGGAGGCCAAGGAGGAGGAGCCGGUUCGGGCCCAGAUGGCGGCUGCGGUUGUUGUAAUGGAACGGGGAUGGGCCCCGGGGGGUGCUGUUCGGGCCCCGGACACAGCAAGAGGCGGAGACAAGCGGUUGGCGGCUCUGUGGGGAGCGCAGGAGGAGGACUCGGAAACCCCGGGGCCGGGAACACCCCUGAUAAAGAGGAAGGGGCCGGGAAUAACAGCGAGGAUGAGUACGAGACGGCGGCCCAGACAGAGACCAUAGACCCCGACACUGCCGAGCAGCCACUUCCUGCAGCAGCCAGUCUGUACACUCCCCUCUGUAGUCUUUCAGAGUCUGCAAAACAUCAACUCCCAGGACUGGUACAAGUGACUCCCAUAGCACGCCCUGAAGCUACAAAGGAUCAUUGGACAUGUAGUAUCAGGACUGGAAAAGAAAAGGAACAGGAAGUCAGAGAACUUAGAAAUUCAGGCAGGGGGAGUGCCAUCGCAGACGCAGAAACCUUCUGUAUACAGCUAAAGCGGCAGGAGAACUGGUUUGCAAAGGCGCUGCAAGAGAAGAAGGGAUUUAUUAUUAAACAGAUGAAGGAAGAUGGCGCUUGCCUAUUCAGAGCUGUUGCUGACCAGGUAUACGGCGACCAGGACAUGCAUGAGGUGGUCCGGAAACACUGCAUGGAUUACUUGAUGAAAAACGCAGACUACUUCUCAAAUUAUGUGACGGAAGACUUUACCACUUACAUUAACCGCAAGAGGAAAAACAACUGCCAUGGCAACCACAUAGAAAUGCAGGCCAUGGCGGAGAUGUACAACCGGCCUGUAGAGGUGUAUCAGUAUGGGACAGAACCAAUCAACACGUUUCACGGAAUCCAGCAAAAUGAAGAUGAGCCAAUCCGAGUGAGCUACCACCGGAAUAUACACUACAAUUCAGUUGUAAACCCCAACAAAGCGACCAUUGGUGUUGGCCUGGGCCUGCCAUCCUUCAAACCAGGGUAUGCAGAUCAGUCUCUGAUGAAAAAUGCCAUUCGCACCUCAGAAGAAUCAUGGAUCGAGCAACAAAUGUUAGAAGAUAAAAAGAGGGCCACAGACUGGGAAGCUACAAAUGAGGCCAUUGAGGAACAAGUUGCUCGGGAAUCUUACUUGCAGUGGUUAAGGGACCAAGAGAAGCAGGCCAGACAGCCACGAAAGGCCACUGCAACCUGCAGUUCUGCUACUGCUGCAGCAUCAAGUGGUCCAGAAGAAUGGAGCGGGCGUUCACCAAGACAGCGCAGCACAGCGGGGUCCCCUGAACAUCCUGAUAUUCAUGGAGAUCAAACGAAGCCGUCUUCCCCCGGAAAUGCCCUAGUGUUGGCAAAACCUCCCUCACCAUGUGCACCAGGCCCAAGCAACUCCGGAGCUGACCGAGCAACUUCCCCCUUGGUGUCUUUGUACCCGGCACUGGAAUGCAGAGCCAUCAUGCAGCACAUGUCCCCCACAGCAUUUGGUCUGAAGGACUGGGAUGACGAUGAAAUACUCGCCUCUGUUUUAGCCGCGUCACAACAGGAAUACUUGGACUCAGUGAAGAAAAACGCCCUGCGGCGGGACCCUUCCCCUGAUCACAGCUGAUAUACACAUUGGACUUCUUCCACUCAUCCCAUUCUCCCGUCUCCAUUUUUUCUCUGCUUGCCUCCCCCUCCUUUCCACCCCUCCUUUCCUCUCCCACCAGUUUAUAACAUGCUCACUUUGUGAUCUCUACAUUGAAUGAUGCUCCUUUUUUUUUUAUUUUUUAUUUUUAUUUUUUUUCUGUAAAUCUACCUUCCCUACUAGCCCUGGAGGACUUGUAUAGCUGCAUGUUCCAGAGAAUAUUGACAGCCCAGUGCCCCAUCCACCUUGACACUUCCAGAUCUCCUUUCCACCGCCUGCAGCAGCUGACCUGGGCUGCUUGACUGGCUCCAGCAGGGGGCUGCUCUGACUUUGCAAUUCCAUCUUUUAGAUAGAUACGAUGGGUGUGCAGAGGGGAGAAUGACUGAACUAGUGGAGCUUUCCACUUUUGUAUCUUCCUGACUUUUUUUUUUUUUUUUUGGUUUCUAUCUUAUCAAAAGGAUGUUCCAAUCACCUAGGAAUAACUUUUUUUCUUAUUAAGAAAGAAGAGAAAAUGGAAAAAAAAAAUUGCAAAAAAAGUCUUAUACAAGAAUGAAUGCGUGCUGUAAGUUAUGUGUUUGGUCUAA
Rana temporaria (common frog) is the source of this 2459-nucleotide messenger RNA. It is a transcript of the gene OTUD5, whose product is annotated as OTU deubiquitinase 5. The record is from RefSeq and is a predicted model, not a curated record. Gene Ontology annotation, biological process: protein deubiquitination. The transcript is spliced from 10 exons. The coding region runs from base 106 to 1857 and encodes 583 amino acids. NCBI's taxonomy places the organism in Eukaryota, Metazoa, Chordata, Amphibia, Anura, Ranidae. Gene Ontology annotation, molecular function: K63-linked deubiquitinase activity; cysteine-type deubiquitinase activity.